Messenger RNA from Papaver somniferum (opium poppy), 1926 nucleotides. RefSeq names its product protein NRT1/ PTR FAMILY 5.10-like. The record is from RefSeq and is a predicted model, not a curated record. The transcript has 3 exons. NCBI's taxonomy places the organism in Eukaryota, Viridiplantae, Streptophyta, Magnoliopsida, Ranunculales, Papaveraceae. The coding region runs from base 24 to 1790 and encodes 588 amino acids. Gene Ontology annotation, cellular component: membrane. Gene Ontology annotation, biological process: dipeptide transport; transmembrane transport. Gene Ontology annotation, molecular function: tripeptide transmembrane transporter activity; dipeptide transmembrane transporter activity.
AGUCUUCUUUCUGUAAAGAAGAGAUGGCAGAAUCUGUAAAUGGAGGAAGUGAUGCUAUUCAACCUUUGUUGAUGCCCAAUACUAGGAUUGAUGAUGUUUAUGAAGGUAUUGUUGAUUACAGAGGAGAGAAAGUGAGUAUUGGAUCAGAUAUUGGUGGUUGGAGAUCAGCUCUUCUUAUAAUUGGAGCUGAAUUUGCAGAGACUAUAGCUUUCUAUGGAAUAUCUUCAAACUUGAUCAAUUAUCUAACUGGUCCUUUAGGUCAAUCCACAGUUACAGCUGCAGCUAAUAUCAAUGCUUGGUGUGGUGUGGUAUGGAUGCUUCCGCUUCUUGGUGCUUUCAUUGCUGAUUCUUAUCUUGGGAGAUUUCGUACCAUCUUCUUCUCUUCUCUCAUCUACAUACUGGGACUGGGAUUUCUUACUCUAUCAGUUGUGCUUCCUUCUCUUAUGAGCUCGGAUGAAUCAGUCAGUAAUGAAGUGCAUGAAACCUCUUCUGCUCCUUUCUUGGUCAUCCUUUUCUUUUUCUCAUUGUAUCUUGUAGCAGUUGGCAAGGCUGGAUUUAAGCCAUGCGCAGAAGCUUUUGGGGCAGAUCAAUUUGAUGAACAAAACCCAGAGGAGUGCACAUCCAAAAGCUCAUUCUUCAAUUGGUGGUAUUUUGGAUUGUGUGUUGGUAGUUGCAUUUCUCGCUUCACCUUGACAUAUGUUCAAGAUAAUAUAAGUUGGGGUCUUGGUUUUGGCAUUCCAUGCUUUUCUAUGCUUCUUGGACUCUUUGUUUUCUUGCUUGGAUGGAAAACUUAUCGCUUUCCGGCAGAAGAGAAUAAAGAAAACCCACUAUCAAGGAUAGCUAAGGUAUUUGUUGCAUCUGCAAUGAAUUGGAGAAGUACUGCAGUCUCAACAAGUAACCAAGAGGAAGGAAUCAGAAUGUCAGACAAUCAUAUUCGUGUUGGUGCUCAUCAAUUCAAGUUCCUGGAUAAAGCAUUGAUUGACAUACCAAACUCAGAUCGAAUCGGUUCUAGGAAAGGUAGCACAUGUUGUAGCAUUGAUCAGGUUGAAGAUGCGAAAACAGUUUUACGUUUGGUUCCGAUAUGGCUUUCAUGUCUAACUUAUGCAGUUGUGGUUGCUCAGUCCAUGACUUUCUUUACGAAGCAAGGGAGCACCAUGAACAGAACAAUAAAACAAGGCAUCCAAAUACCACCAGCAUCCCUUUUAAGCUUCAUUCCCUUGACGGUAAUUUUCUUCAUUCCCAUAUAUGACCGGCUCUUUGUUCCUUUGGCUCGACUUAUCACCAAAAACCAGAACGGCAUAUCAACACUUCAAAGAAUUGGUUGUGGCAUAUUUAUAUCUACAAUGUCCAUGAUUUUAGCUGCUUUAAUUGAGAAGAAAAGGCUCCAAACUGCUUUUGACUUUGGAUUAAUCGACAAGCCAAAUGAGACAGUUCCUAUCAGUUUAUGGUGGUUGGUUCCUCAAUACUUAUUGUUUGGUCUUGCUGAGGUAUUUACAAUGGUCGGUCUGCAAGAAUUCUUCUACGAUCAGGUGCCAGAUCAGUUGAGAAGUGUGGGUCUCUCCCUCUACUUUAGCAUUUUUGGCAUAGGGGACUUCCUUAGUGGCUUUAUCAUCUAUGCCAUUGACAAGAUAACGACUGGAGGUAAUCAAGGUAGUUGGUUCUCGAAUAACCUCAAUCGAGCUCAUCUUGAUUACUUCUACUGGUUUCUAGCUGCACUUAGCACAAUAAACUUGGUUGCGUACUUGUAUGUUUCAAAGUUUUACCUUUAUAAGAGAGGAAGUUCGGUGUAAAUAAAUGCAAUUUACCAAUUCUAGUACUUCUUGGUACUUAGUAUUAUUGGAAGAAAGAUUUCGGUGAUCAAACCUAUAAGCCCAAACUCUUGAACAAGUGCAGCCAUGAAUGCUCAGAUACCGUUUCUGUUUUUUC